Molecule: messenger RNA, 1038 nt
Organism: Colletotrichum tamarilloi
Lineage: Eukaryota; Fungi; Ascomycota; Sordariomycetes; Glomerellales; Glomerellaceae
Exons: 3
Coding region: 1-1038 (345 amino acids)
Molecular function (GO): arylformamidase activity
Source: RefSeq, a predicted model, not a curated record
AUGGGCAACUUUAAUUCAACCGAAGUAAGCACCCGGCCAAGCUUUGACUCUUUGCCGCUCCAUGUGGGAGAUCCGAAAGCAUCAGCGUGGGGAUUAUGGGGCGAUGAAGAUGAACUCGGGGCUCUCAAUCUUCUGAACCCAGCUUUGGUCAAGAAUGCCACGAGUGAGGUGGUCAUAGGCGAGACAAUAACGCUCAAUCUUCCAUUGGAUGCCUUUAUACAGCCAAUGAACCCAGUUCGAAAGCCGUGCGAACACCGUAUCAUUCCAAAAGGCAACGCUAAUGACGACGAGGUUAGUCUUCUGAGCCAUGGCUCGCGGUCACGAGUCUCUAACAAGUUGCGGGAACAGAUCUCCAUCAAUACGCAAGGCGCAACGCAUUGGGAUGGGCCACGACAUUAUCCUUACCAAGAGCAUAUUCAAUAUUACAAUGGCGUGACUCAAGAUGAUAUUUCAGGGCCCGAUAACAACACUAAACUCGGUAUUCAAAAUAUGGCAAGGAAGUCCAUCACUGGCCGCGGUGUUCUACUUGACUGGUACUCCUGGGCAACCGAGAAAAACAUCACCUUUGACCCAUUUUCAACCUUUGGCAUUCCCUUGUCUCAACUCCAGGCCGUAGCAAACGCUCAGAAAAUCGAGUUUCAACAAGGCGACAUCCUGCUAGUCCGAACAGGCUGGCUACCGGCGUACCGUGCGCUCACCGUCGCUGAACAACUUGCUUUACCCCAACGGCAAGUGCGAGCAAGUUGUGGCGUCGAAGCAAGCGAAGAGACGAUCCGCUGGCACUGGGAUCAUGCGUUUGCUGCGGUGGCCUCGGAUACUGUUGCGUACGAGGCCUGGCCGAGCCCAAAACCAUGGGGCGUUAGCAUGCAUGAGGUGUUCCUGAGUGGUUGGGGCAUGCCGAUUGGAGAGAGUUUCGACUUGGAGAGGCUCGCUGUAAGGUGUAAAGAACUCCAGAGAUGGUCCUUCAUGAUGGUCAGUGUACCUCUGGAUAUCCCUGGCGGGAUCGCUAGCCCGCCUUCAGCAGUGGCGAUCUUGUAG